Molecule: messenger RNA, 3144 nt
Organism: Ceratotherium simum simum (southern white rhinoceros)
Lineage: Eukaryota; Metazoa; Chordata; Mammalia; Perissodactyla; Rhinocerotidae
Gene: RASAL1
Product: RAS protein activator like 1
Biological process (GO): cellular response to calcium ion; intracellular signal transduction; negative regulation of Ras protein signal transduction
Molecular function (GO): GTPase activator activity
Source: RefSeq, a predicted model, not a curated record
GCCCCCUCCGCGGUCCAGCCUCGGAACCUGGGCGCCCUCCUGCCCGGAAAGUUUGGGGCUAGGCGCCAUGGCCAAGAGCAGCUCCCUGAAUGUCCGCGUGGUGGAGGGCCGGGCGCUGCCCGCCAAGGACGUGUCUGGGAGCAGUGACCCCUACUGCAUAGUGAAGGUGGACGACGAAGUGGUGGCCAGGACAGCGACCGUCUGGCGGAGCCUGAGCCCCUUCUGGGGGGAGGAGUACACCGUGCACCUGCCCCUGGACUUCCACCAGCUGGCCUUCUACGUGCUGGACGAGGAUACGGUGGGGCACGACGACGUCAUCGGCAAGGUGUCGCUGAGCAGGGACGAGAUUGCAGCCGACCCCCGAGGGAUUGAUAGCUGGAUCAACCUGAGCCGCGUGGACCCGGAUGCGGAGGUGCAGGGGGAGAUCUGCCUGGCCGUGCAGAUGCUGGAGGAUGUGCUGGGCCGCUGUCUUCGCUGUCACGUGCUCCAGGCCAGGGACCUGGCCCCCCGAGACAUCUCCGGCACGUCUGACCCAUUCGCACGCGUGUUUUGGGGCAGCCAGAGCUUGGAGACUGCGACCAUCAAGAGGACUCGCUUCCCGCGCUGGGACGAGGUGCUGGAGCUGCGGGAGACGCCCGGGGCCCCGUCCCCGCUGCGGGUGGAGCUCUGGGACUGGGACAUGGUGGGCAAGAAUGACUUCUUGGGCAUGGUGGAGUUCCCCCCGCAGGUCCUGCAGCAGAACCCGCCCAAUGGCUGGUUCCGCCUGCUGCCCUUCCCCAGAGCCGACGAGGAUUCUGGGGGCAGCCUGGGCGCCCUGCGGCUGAAGGUGCGCCUCCUGGAGGACCGCGUCCUGCCCUCCCCGUGCUACCGGCCGCUCACGGCGCUGCUCGUGGAGUCCGUGCUGGGCCCGGCGGAGGAGGAUGCCGCCAGCCCCCUGGCCGUGCUGGAGGAGCUGGCCUCCGGGGACUGCCGCCAGGACCUCGCCACCAAGCUGGUGAAGCUGUUUCUCGGCCGGGGCCUGGCCGGGCCCUUCCUGGACUAUCUCACCCGGCGUGAGGUGGCGCGGACCACCGACCCCAACACCCUCUUCCGUUCUAACUCCCUGGCAUCGAAGUCAAUGGAACAGUUUAUGAAGCUCGUGGGCAUGCCCUACUUGCACGCGGUCCUGAGGCCGGUGGUGCACCGCGUCUUCGAGGAGAAGAAGUACAUGGAGCUGGACCCCUGCAAGAUGGACCUGAGCCGCGCCAGGAGAAUCUCCUUCAAGGGCGCGCCCUCGGAGGAGCACGUGCGCGAGGCCAGCCUGGGGCUGCUGACCGGCUACCUGGGGCCCAUCGUGGACGCCAUCGUGGGCUCCGUGGGGCGCUGCCCGCCUGCCAUGCGCCUCGCCUUCAAGGAGCUGCGCCGGCGCGUGGAGCAGCGCUUCCCCCAGGCGGAGCACGAGGACGUGAAGUACCUGGCCAUCAGCGGAUUUCUCUUCCUGCGGUUCUUUGCGCCUGCCAUCCUCACCCCGAAGCUGUUUGACCUCCGGGACCAGCACGCAGACCCCCAGACCAGCCGCUCGCUGCUGCUGCUUGCCAAGGCUGUGCAGAGCAUCGGAAACCUGGGCCAGCAGCUGGGCCAGGGCAAGGAGCUGUGGAUGGCCCCCCUGCACCCCUUCCUGCUGCAGAGCAUCUCGCGCGUGAGGGACUUCCUGGACCAGCUGGUGGACGUGGAUGAGGAGGAGGAGGCUGGGGGCCCCGCCAGGGCCCUGGUCCCGCCCUCGGUGAUUGUUCGAGAAGGCUACCUGCUGAAGCGCAAGGACGAGCCCGGCAGCCUGGCCACGCGCUUCGCCUUCAAGAAGCGCUACUUCCGGCUCAGCGGGGAGACCCUCUCCUACUCCAAGGGUCCUGAGUGGCAGACGCGCUCCUCCAUCCCGGUGUCGCACAUCCGCGCCGUGGAGCGCGUGGACGAGGGCGCCUUCCAGCUGCCGCACGUGAUGCAAGUGGUGACGCGGGACGGCGCGGGGGCUCUGCGCACCACCUACCUCCAGUGCAAGAGCGUGAACGAGCUCAGCCAGUGGCUGUCGGCCCUGCGCAAGGCCAGCGCGCCCAACCCGGACAAGCUGGCCGCCUGCCACCCCGGGGCCUUCCGCGGCGCGCGCUGGACCUGCUGCCUCCGGGCGGAGCGCUCAGCCACCGGCUGCAGCCGCACGCACUCGGCCGUCACCCUGGGGGACUGGAGUGACCCGCUGGACCCGGAUGCUGAGACGCAGAUGGUGUAUCGGCAGCUGCUCCUGGGCCGGGACCAGCUCAGGAUGAAAUUCCUGGAGAAUUCUAACGUGGAUACCACCCCGGAGGCAGACACAGGGAAGGGCUCCAGUGCCGUGGAAGGGGCUGGUCCUGAUGCCCUGGCCCGGCAGAGAGAGGCAGCCGCCCGCCUGCUGGAGGUCCUCGAAGAUCUGGACCGAGCCCACGAGGAGUUCCGGCAGCAGGAGCAGGGGAAGGCGGCCCCCGGCCCCCUCGGGCCCUGAGGAGAUCCCAGAGCCAGCUUGGCAGGAGGAGUAAGGAGCUGUUGGGCUUUUCUCAGCGUACCCUGGUCCGGGAGUGCCCUGUGGCUGUCCUGUACCUCGCUGAUGCUGUGGCUUGGAGGCUUCUGGAAAUAUCCUCAUCCCAUGUGCCCUAAGCCCGGAACCCGGCGCAUGGAAGCCCUUCAGCAGGGGGUCAGCCUUGCACUGAAUGAGUCUCGCUCUCUGGGUUGAGGCAGACUGGAGUGGAUGGGAUGAGGAACCUAACUCAUUGGUCUCUGCUUCACCGGACUGGCCUCUGCCCACACCAAUGAGGCCAGCCUGGCCCUGAGCUGCUGGAUACAGCUGUACCUGAAUCCCCGAUGCCCAUGUGGUCUUAUUGCCCCAGACGAGCACUAAACGGGCUUAGCCCUUCCUGUUUUCGUGUCUGCCAGUCCCUGUGACCUCACUGAUCCUCCCGAACCCUGCCCUUGGCCGAGGGUCCUAACCACAAGUUUCCAGAAUCAGGUGCCCUCAGGAAGAACUGAGGCUGGGAGCCCAGUGUGCCAGACUCAGAUCCUUGGAGCCUGGGAGGCCUUGGGUCAGACUCUUUUCUCCUCUUUAGGCCUCAGUUUACCCUGUAUAAAAUGAGGAGGGAGUGA